CGGCAUCAACCCGGCCUUGCCUAACCGCACAGUGGUCUCCUGGGUCAUCAUUCAGAUCACUCAGACUACUUCCGACGCCAGGGUAGGCCAACUCUGAUUUCGCUUGGAUGGCGUCUUGGCGAGAAAGGUCUAUUAUACCACCUAGCCCCCUACUAGUGAACAGAAAGAGGUAAGUAGUGUUGGUGCUAUGCUUGCAAUAUACCUCUGCUGUAUCUGGCUUUUCAUCAUCCUUGUGGCUGCUCAAUUCCAUUGCCUGGACAAACAAUUGGCAAAAAGAACAGUCCAAGUUCCGCCUCAGGUCACCUAUGGUUCCGAGGCAUACUAUUUCUCUGGGAUAAGAUUUUGUGCCGGUAAGUAAACCGAUAGGAUCCAAGUCUUUGCAUUUACAUGUAAAGACAUGGUUGCUCAGUUGCUUUCGAUUCUCACCCCAGAAAACCAUCUGCCGGGUUGAGUCCUGUUUUCAACGUUCGUCUUAGCGCAAAGAUCCACAGUGACCUUAAAAGAUAGAUAGCCAGCGUGAAUACCCACUCUGACUCCCGACUGUCGUGAAUGGUAAACAAAAAAAUAAAAAAAAAAUAAAUAAAAAUAAACCGCAGCCGGUACAGAAGAUAAAAUGAUAUGUGACACUCUAGUUAUGGCUUCAUGAAAUCCUG
This is a messenger RNA of Aspergillus pseudotamarii, 653 nucleotides long. RefSeq lists its product as uncharacterized. The record is from RefSeq and is a predicted model, not a curated record. Lineage: Eukaryota; Fungi; Ascomycota; Eurotiomycetes; Eurotiales; Aspergillaceae. The annotation marks the transcript as partial. The transcript has a single exon.